CCGAAGAGAGAAGACUUCUUUCUCUAGUGAAGCUUGGGAGGAGCCGAGGGGGUUGUCUCAGAUCCACACGAAGCAUUUCUCCGUUUCCUAGCUUGAGAAAAGAUGAGCAAAGAAGAGUUCAUGAAGAUCCAGACUUGUGUUCUCAAAGUGAACAUACACUGCGAUGGUUGUAAGCAUAAAGUCAAGAAGAUCUUGCAGAAGAUUGACGGGGUGUUCACGACCAAGAUAGAUGCAGACCAGGGGAGAGUGACUGUGUCUGGGAAUGUCGACCCAGCAGUUCUCAUCAAGAAACUCUCUAAAUCUGGCAAGCAUGCCGAACUCUGGGGAGCUCCGAAGCUCAACAACAACAAUCAGAAUCACAACCACUUGGCCAAUCAGUUGAAGAACAUGCAGAUCGACCACGGCAAAGGCGGCGGUAAAGGCCAGAAGAACGGCGGCGGAGGCGGUGGAGGUGGAGGUGGCGGAGGUGGAGGUGGUGGCGGCGGCGGUGGUGGUAACCAGCCCAAGAUGAUGGGUCAGCCGCUGAUCAAUCUAUAUGUAUAUAUAUAUACAUUUCAAGAUCUUAAGCUGCCGCAGCUGAAGGACUUCAAAGGGCCUGUUCCUAUGCUCAACAAGAACCCUCCUCCCAACCAGAAAGCUGUUAAGUUCGAUGUUCCUGAGGAUGAUGACUUCAGUGACGAUGAGUUCGACGAUGAUGAGUUCGAUGAGGACGACGAUGAAUUCGAUGAUGAUUUGGACGAUGACUUUGACGAUCACCCUCCUCCACCCAAUAAGAUGAAACCCAUGAUGAUGCCCAACAUGAUGCCAAACAUGAUGCCUAACGCUCAACAACUCAUGAACGCCGCUAAAAACAACGGCGGCGGUAAUGGAAAUAACGGCGGUAAAAACGGUGGCAACGCCGUCCCCAUUCCAGUCCACAUCGGCGGUGGCGGUGAUAAAGGUGGAAACGCCGGCAAAAAGGGCGGUCCCGGUGGUGGAGGCGGCAACGGAGGGAAUCCAAACCAGGGCGGUGGCAAGAACGGCGGUAAAAACGGUGGUGGCGGUGGUGGCCAACCUCACGGUAACAGCGGUGGCGGUGGAGGAGGCCAGAAUAACAAUAAAGGUGGCGGUAACGGUAACGUUAAUAUAGGUGGUCCAAACGGUCCUAAGAAGGGGAAUGGCGGUGGUGGCGGCGGCGGAGGUGGAAUGCCGCCUGGAUUUCACCCCAUGGGAGGCGGCGGGGGUGGCGGGAUGCCACCGAACAUGAGCAUGGCCAUGGGAGGUGGUGGUCCAAUGGGUAACUUACCGCCAAUGGGCGGUCCAAUGCCAGAGGGUCAGGGUUCGCCGGCCGCGGGUCCACGCCCUGGUGUGCCGGAAUACUUCCAAGGAGCCGGUCCGGACCCAAUGCCAGGCAACCCCUACCACCAACCCCAACCACAAUCCCAACAGCAGCAGCAAUAUUUAGCGGCCGUUAUGAACCAGCAGCGAGCCAUGGGGAACGAGCGGUUCCAGCCGAUGAUGUACGCUCCGCAACCACCCGCUGUGAACUACAUGCCACCUCAUCCGCCGCAGUAUCCGUACCCUUAUCCGUAUCCAUACCCGUAUCCGCCUCACGGAGGCGAUCAGUACUCACAUUUCUUGAGUGACGAGAACCCAUCAAGCUGCAGUAUAAUGUGAACCAACAAAAACAAAAUUAUAUAUAUUUAUAUAUAAUAUUAUAUGAUCAUAAGGUAAAAAAAAAAGAGGAUGCUUCUUAUAGUUUGUAUCCUUCCCGGUCUCUCUUUGGUUGGUUAUAUACAUGAAAAUGGGGGGUGUUUUUACAACUCUUUUCAAAUCGAAUCCUAAGUUAUUUUAGGGUUUUUAAUUUGUGAUAGUUUCAGUAGUUUUUAUAGAUCAUAUCGUAAUAUAUAUAUAUAUAAUAUAAAAUCUAAAUUGUACCCACUCCCCUUCUUUUUCUUGUUGUGUCGUUAUGGAUUCCUAAUGAGAUAAUGUUCAUAUGUGUUUAUA
Molecule: messenger RNA, 1986 nt
Organism: Tarenaya hassleriana
Lineage: Eukaryota; Viridiplantae; Streptophyta; Magnoliopsida; Brassicales; Cleomaceae
Product: S-antigen protein
Molecular function (GO): metal ion binding
Source: RefSeq, a predicted model, not a curated record